Molecule: messenger RNA, 3114 nt
Organism: Enterobius vermicularis (human pinworm)
Lineage: Eukaryota; Metazoa; Nematoda; Chromadorea; Rhabditida; Oxyuridae
Source: the annotation of a GenBank genome assembly
AUGAAGCUUCAAGUGUGUUUUCUGCUGCUGUUAUUUGAAACUGUUAAAGGAAAACAACUGUUUCCAGAAAUUCGAGACACCGAUGAUCCAACAACUGCAGCUGUCAAACGAGGCAUAAAAGAAAUGCAUAUUUAUCAAACAUGGGAACCGAAAAAGCCAAUUAAAACAAAAGAAAAUUUUUGGAAUAUGAGCAGUAAAAACGAGGCUUAUGUUGUCCCGUUAGGUGAGGCAGCUUUCUCAUCUCAUUCGCUGGUUUCUGUCAAUUCAGACUGCAAUAUGCCAGGAUAUACAGGAGUUAACUGCGAAUUUCUAAUACUUUAUCAAAUUAUUAUUUACUGCAUAUCUUUUGAUAAAUUAACAUUAUCUGUUACAGCGAUCUGUGAAGCAACAAAUCCAGAUGUUCAACCAGCCCCACCUUCCUCAGAUGUUGUCAGUGAAGGAGUAAUGACAGAUGCAAUAAUGCUAGAAGAUUGUUCGAGUUCAAUGACAACAGUGCUUGAUAAAGAUAUGUAUGAAAUUACAAUAAUUAUUGAAGCCAAUGCCAAAGUUUAUCCAAAAUUUACACUGCGCAACAUGUCAGGAAAACAGAUUAGUCCAGUCGAAGAAAUUGUGAGUCCAGCAGGACGGUCUUACGACGCAACUUUUGCACCACAGCAGCCCGGUGUUUAUGUUGUUCAAGCCUCAAGUAGCGGUUCAGCUUCCUGUUUUGUUAUAGUCAGGGCAGUGACCAAUUUAUUGACUGUUGGUGGAUUUGCAACCAAAAACGGCUCUCUUGCGUCAAAUAGAAAUGAUUUCCCUGGAAAAAGUGCGACUGCUAAUCAACCAACAACUUUUGUCAUUCAUGCAGCAAAUCUGAGAAGCCCUGGAAGUCUUGACACAGUCACAGUUUUCGAAAACUUCAAUGUUAUGGCACGUCCACAGCAGCUUCUGGUUCGCUACAACUGCGCAUACGAAUAUUUCAUCGAGCACUUUUUCUGUACCGAUACAAGUGGCAGUUAUUAUUACCGAGUUGACGGCAUUGACUUCUGGGGCAAUAGGUUCAGAAGAAUUGGACAAUUUAACUGCUUACCUGGUCCUUCGGGUCCAACCUCUAAACCAUCUCCUGAACCUGGACCGAAAGAAUGUCAGAAUGGUGGCAAACUUUUGCAAAACUCAGACGGAACAAAUUAUUGCUAUUGCCAAGGAUUUUAUUCAGGAAGUCGUUGUGAAAGGAUAUUGUGUAUGAAUGGUGGAACUACAAUAGAUGGUUCUACAUGCAUAUGCUCUCGUGGCUUUUCAGGAGUACAUUGUGAAGAUGUAAAAUGUAUACAACCAGCUGGCUACGGAUUUAACACUGACCAUCCAACACUAAUUCUUAUUGUUCGGAUAAAAUCUUCAAUGGAAAACGUUGUUAAAAAGCAGUUGAAUCAACAGCUGUGGAAUAUUUACAAUUAUUACCAGGCUGUAGAUCGAGACUAUUUCAAACGAUUCGCUUUAAUAUUGUUCAACAAUAACAAGAUUGUAAAGACGCUCAGUACAAUGAAAAUUGAUGACGUUAUUUCUGCUUUGAAUAACGUAUCUCUGGAGGAUACCAGAAAGUGCGAAGACUCGGUGUUCACGGCGAUAGAAAUGUCACUAACAUCGUUUUUGAUUACCAACCGUUCACCAAUUUAUGUCUUUACUGAUGCACUGCCAAAUGAUGAAGACGAAUUUGAAACUAUAUUUCACCUGAAUACUUAUUGGAGAGCUCCGAUUUAUGUUAUUCUUCUGGAACCUUCUGUGGGAACUGGCUGUACUAUGGACUUAUAUCAUACAGCUUACUCAAAACUGGUUGACGUAACCAAGCGAACAUCCGGACAUGUCUUUUAUAUACCAAACAAUAAAACAGGCUUAGCGGGAAAGUUGUUUUAUGGACAUAUGCUUCACGUUUUUCACCGAUCGAGUCUUGUGCACUCAUACGACGCCGACAGAUGCCAACAAAAACCAAAAUACCAACCAGUAUCAGUUGACAGACUGCUUAACGAAAUUGUUGUGACUGCUGUUGGAAGUACGAGGGACUCAGUUAGCACUUCGCCAAACACAGAAUGCAGCUAUCGAAUCUACUCGACACAAAGCAGUUCUAGACAACAAUAUGAGUAUGAUCUGUUUUGGGGAUUUACACCUGGCCUUAUUUGGGACGGUCCUUAUUUGCAGCCUGUUGCAGGCGAAGCAAUGAGUCUGGUCGCUCAUAUAAACAACUACAAUCUCUUGGAGCCGUCUAAAGUUUUUGCAGAAUUGCUUGUUUACAAGCAGUCAGAAACCGGAAGAGAAAAUGUUUUUGCUAGUAAUGGAAUUUGGCGACUUGAAUGUGACUACACACUCUAUUUCGCUCCGAUGACAUGCAACUUCCCCAAUGAAAUGCUUUACUUUACUAUAUUCGUUCGAGAUGAACUUGGGACUAUGAUACAACGGGCAGGCGCCGCUUUUUGUGCAGUAGCUCAUCCAACAUUGGAGCCUCCAACAAAUUGUCAAAAUGGAGGUGUAGAGCUGCAGGAUAACAAUGCUACCACCUGUCUUUGCCCCCCAGACUGGAGCGGGGAUAAGUGUGAGAUCGCAGUCUGUUACAAUGGCGGUACACCAAGAAACACUGGUGGCGGCUACUGGUGCAGUUGCCCCUCUGGUUUUACCGGAAGCCACUGCGAGACAGUGUUGUGCUUGGUGGAAGGACCAGAAGAACCUUUUUCACCGAUAAAUCGUGAUAUAGUUUUUGUUGUUGAUAUGACUCUCUAUGGAGCAGGAUUACUGGAUGCACUGAACAAUUACAUGAAUACCCUUAUCAGGGAUAUUAGACUUCAUCACCAAGAAUGGAUUGCAAACUAUGUUCUCGCCGGAUACAACUCAACCUGUACGCCUCUGCGGAGGCAGCUUAAAAAGGUUGUGAAAUGCAUUCUUUUAGGGUUUGGUAUUCUAUAUGCUGCUAGAAGAAACGACUAUACGUCAUUUAUUCAGGCCGUAAAUGAUGCAUAUAAUACUUUGACUAUUAAUAAAGAUCGGGAAUGUCGAUCAAAACUAUAUUAUGCCCUUGCUGAAGCGUUGGAUUUCGUUCGUGAAGAUAGCUAUGUCGUCAUUUUGCACAAGAGAUUUGAGACAAAAUAA